AUGGUCAAAGCUAUGAUGGAUGACUUGAAGGAUGAUGAAGGAACGACUAAAAAGCUUAAUUUUUCACAUUAAUACUUUAUCUUCCAGCACACUUCGGUAUUCUUUGUAUUUGUAGGAAGUAACGAGUUAUCAGUUUCUAAGCUAGAGAAUUUUUAUAUGGAUUUAAAGAAGGAUUUGUGCAAAAUAUGUCGGAAUAAACUAGAAACGCUCUAAGAUAUAGAACUAAAUGAUGGAUUUUAUCAACGAUAACUACAGCCAUAGCUAGAGUAAAGACUUACACAGUAUUAGAGUUCGAUAAAAGUAGAUAAGAUCCGAAUCGCCCAUUCAAAAUUGAAUUAAGCAAAAGAUGAAAUGAAAAAUAAUUUAAUAGAAAUGAGUAACAAUGUUGGGAUGGUCAGAGAUGGGUUGCUAGUUGAUGCAGCUGAGAUCAAUCUACAGGCUAGAAAGUUUUAGAAGGGGGCUGCUGAUCUUGAAAAAGAAGCAAAUAAAAGGAAUUUCUGGGCUUUUUCACCGAAAUGUAUGCUAUUUGCGGGGGGUACUGGAGGUGCUGGUGUAGGCGUUUACUUCAUCAUCAGAGCUUUGAUCUUCAAAUGA
Messenger RNA from Stylonychia lemnae, 594 nucleotides. NCBI's taxonomy places the organism in Eukaryota, Ciliophora, Spirotrichea, Sporadotrichida, Oxytrichidae. The record is from the annotation of a GenBank genome assembly.